Aspergillus alliaceus is the source of this 1899-nucleotide messenger RNA. RefSeq names its product putative very-long-chain acyl-CoA synthetase family protein (CefD1). The record is from RefSeq and is a predicted model, not a curated record. Lineage: Eukaryota; Fungi; Ascomycota; Eurotiomycetes; Eurotiales; Aspergillaceae. Bases 1 to 1899 code for a protein of 632 amino acids. Gene Ontology annotation, molecular function: long-chain fatty acid-CoA ligase activity; long-chain fatty acid transmembrane transporter activity. The transcript has 3 exons.
AUGAGUUUAGUAGCAGCAGUCGCAGGUGGGGCGACCUUGGCCGCGUAUCUGAACGCCAAAUUUCACAUCACCAAGGAUGUCUCCGGCAUCCUGAAUAUGAGACGAAGUACACGUGAAUAUGAGCGUGCUGUCUCCCAGAACCAAGGCAACGUAUGGUUUCUCUUUCAAGAAACUGCCGCUCGAUAUCCUGAUAUGGUCUGUAUUUGGACACGGGAGCGGUCAUACACAUAUCGCGAGAUUAUGGCGUACGCAAACCAAUACGCGCACUUUUUCUUGUCCAAAGGCGUGAAGACGGGCGAUCUGGUGGCGCUAUACUUGCAGAACCGGGCCGAAUUUAUCUUUGCGUGGCUGGGGCUCUGGAGUCUUGGGUGCGCGCCCGCCGCGAUCAACUAUAACUUGACGGGAGAUGCGUUGCUGCAUUGUCUGAAGAUCAGUGGGGCGAAGCUGGUGUUGGUGGAUGAUGAUGCUGAAUGCCGUGCCCGCAUGGAUGAGUGCAAGGUCACUGUCGAGGGCGACUUGGGCAUGGAGCUUAUCACUGUAGAUCCUACAUUUACUGCGACAGUGCUGUCACGAUUCCCCUCCACCGUCCCUGAAGACGGUCGUCUGGCUCUGAACAUGAAGGGUACAUAUCCCGGUAUACUCCUUUAUACAUCUGGUACCACAGGAAUGCCGAAAGGAUGCGCAUUCACCAUGUCCCGGUUAUACACUACGGCUCUCCUACGCAGUGGUACCUCCUUAAUAGAUCGACCCGGCCCAGGCGGCGAUCGUUGGUACAGCUGUAUGCCACUCUACCACGGAACUUCAGCUAUCGCCAUGAUUAAUUCGAUCGCUACCGGUAGGAGCAUUGCGCUCGGGAAGAAAUUCAGCGUGCGACAAUUUUGGUGUGACAUUCGCGACUCUGAAUCGACGUUUUUCGUUUACGUGGGAGAGGCAGCACGGUAUCUGCUUGCUGCUCCACCAUCCCCCGAUGACCGAAAGCACCGCGUACGCUGUAUGUACGGCAAUGGCCUGCGACCAGAUGUCUGGGACAAGUUCAAGGAGCGCUUUGGCAUACCAGAGGUUGGGGAGUUCUUCAAUAGUACGGAAGGUAUCUUUGCACUGUUCAACCACAACAGUGGGCCGUUCACGACCGGCAGCGUGGGUCACCACGGGCUGAUCAUGCGCCUCUUGCUGAACAAUGUAUUUAUCCCCGUGGCCAUUGAUCCGAACACGGGCGAUGUUCUGCGCGACCCCCAGACGGGGUUCGUCGUGCGCGCGCCUUACGAGACGGGCGGCGAAAUUAUUGUCAAUGUUCCGAACGAGGAGGCUUUCCAGGGCUACUGGAAAAAUGUCGAUGCGACUUCGAAGAAAUUCCUGCGGGAUGUGUUUCGCAAGGGAGAUAUCUAUUACCGGUCUGGGGAUGCGUUGCGCCGUCAGUCGGACGGACGAUGGUACUUUUUGGAUCGCUUGGGAGAUACCUUCCGGUGGAAGAGUGAGAACGUCGCGACGGCUGAAGUCGCGGAAGUUCUCGGUCAAUUUCCUGGAAUCAUCGAAGCCAAUGUCUACGGCGUCACAGUCCCAUAUCACGAAGGCCGGGCGGGGUGCGCAGCCCUCCAAAUCAGCCCAGAAUCCAAGGCAAACUUUGACUUCCAAGAGCUGGCCAGGUUUGCCCGUUCUCGGCUGCCUAAAUAUGCUGUCCCGGUGUUCCUGCGCAUAGUGGAAAGCUCAACACAUAUCCAUAACCAUAAACAGAAUAAGGUACCAUUGCGAGACGAAGGUGUUGACCCAGGGAAAACAGGAACGAAGGUCACCGAGGGAAAGACGGAUAAAUUCUACUGGCUUCCGCCAGGGGAAGCGUCAUACAAGGAGUUCGGGAGGGGUGAGUGGGAGAUAUUACAGAGUGGAAAGGCUCGACUAUAG